AUGGAAGGGUUACGUCAAUAUAAAAACUCUACAGGUCUUAGUGCUGAUAUCAUUCAUCGAAUAGCACUCUCAGAAACUGCAUCACAUCUGAAACAAGUGCAGAUCUUAAAACUAAUUAAAAUGGCCGGUUUAAAGCUCGUCUCAACCUUUGCUCUGCUGUCGAUGGCGUCCGCGGGACACUUGGGUCACUAUCAAGGGUCUUCUGGAUACAAUUCUUUCGGCGCAAACUCAUUUAACACGGCAUCGGCUUCUGCGUACACUGGCAACUACGGCGGUGCACAUAUCCCCAUAUUGCGGUAUGAGAACGUGAACAAUGGCGAUGGUACUUACAGAUACAGUUACGAAACCGGCAAUGGCAUAUCAGCGCAUGAAAGUGGAGCACCCCGCGCACCUGGUCCGGAAGGACCCGCAGUAACUGCUGAGGGAGGAUUCUCUUAUACCGCCCCCAAUGGUCAGCAAGUCUCUCUCUCCUACACCGCAGAUGAGCACGGUUUCCAUCCAGUUGGCUCUCACAUUCCCACCCCUCCACCGAUCCCUGAAGCUAUAUUACGCUCUAUCGAAUUCAACAGACAGCACCCGUCAUCUGGUGACGGUGCCUACCACGGUGGACGUUACCAACAUGGCUACAAAUACUAA
Arctia plantaginis is the source of this 636-nucleotide messenger RNA. Lineage: Eukaryota; Metazoa; Arthropoda; Insecta; Lepidoptera; Erebidae. The record is from the annotation of a GenBank genome assembly.